AUGGGCCUCACCGUUCUACCCGCUUUAAUCCCCGACAUCCCCAAAGUAUACGAUGCCUACUUUGGAGCUUUCAAGGGGUCAGUGAUUCUCGACAUCCUGUUCCCGACUGGCAUUGACGAGGCCUUCCGUGAGGGCCACACGAAGCAUACCUUCGACUACUGGCACAAGACCAACACGCAAUACACUGCCAAAUGCGUCGAUGCCAAGACGGGUGAGAUCGUGGGCAUGGCCUUGUGGGAUGUCUUCCUCCAGGAGCGCACUCCGGAAGAAUACCGGAGUCCGGGCGCCGUCUGGCUUCAGGGCGAAGAGAGGGCCAGGGCCGACGAGUUGAUCAGCCCGCUCAACGAAGCCAAAGAGAAAAUUUGGGGCGGCCGGAAAUAUGUUUUGAAGCCGGAACACCAAAGACGAGGUGCCGGCGCUCUUUUGACAAAAUGGGGUCUUGACAUGGCCGAGCUGGCGGGGCUUCCCGUCUACUUGGAGUCGUCUGAGGAGGGUUUCGGCCUGUACAAGCAGUUGGGCUUUGAGGUGCUCAAGGAGAAGAUUGUUCACCGUGCAGGGCUAGUUGGCGCCGAAAAGGAUGUCGAAGUGCCUUUGAUGGUGAAAAUGCCAUCCGCUGCCAAGGGAUUGAGUUUUGAGGAAUGGCGUGCUCAAGGAUACCCGCCUUUCAAGUGA
Molecule: messenger RNA, 672 nt
Organism: Colletotrichum spaethianum
Lineage: Eukaryota; Fungi; Ascomycota; Sordariomycetes; Glomerellales; Glomerellaceae
Product: putative acyltransferase SID5
Exons: 2
Coding region: 1-672 (223 amino acids)
Molecular function (GO): acyltransferase activity, transferring groups other than amino-acyl groups
Source: RefSeq, a predicted model, not a curated record